AUGUCCGCCUCCGCCAGAAAUCGAACCGGCACCGUCAGCUCCGGGAGGUCGUCAGCAAGAGGUCGGAGCAAUGAAAUGCAAGACUUCAACAUGUCGCAGCCCAACAUUGUGCGAUACUUUGAGCCAUGCGCCGCGACGGCGUCCAUGUUUCUGUACGCGCAAGGUUGCUCUAUUGUCUGCUGCCACCACGAUACCCUCACGAUCGAGAGAAGGUUUUCGAGACACUCCGAUGAAGUCAGGUUGCUUGCCGUCGACACCCAGAGCGAAGUCGGCGCCGGAAGGCUGGUUGUGAGUUACGAUGCAGGGCAAACGGCCAUCGUAUGGGAUCUUAUGACGGGGGAUGAGGUGGCUCGAUUUGCCUCUUAUGAGCAUUUGACGACAGCCGCAUGGAUGCGUAACGGCAACGUCGCGUUUGGCAAUACGCAGGGCAACAUUAUCCUUGACAGCACUUGCACCGGCUGCGGAUUGUCGGACAUUUGCGAUUGGAAUGGCUCUCUACUGGUCGCCACCCUGCAGCCACGGUUUACAAUCUUACACAAUCUGGGCACUUCGAGAGCACCUUCGCCAAUUGUUACCCUCAACUGGCACGCCUCGUCGUCCCGGCAAAAGUCGGACAUGCUGGCAGCCCAAACACAUGACGGUGACCUCCGCGUCUGGAGCGUAUCAAAGUCAUACAGCAGCGACGACCCCGCGAAAGUCGUCAGGAUUCUCAAGCGCACCGAGAACUAUCAGUCUGGACCCAACUGGAUGGGUUGGUCAAAGAACGGCCGCAUCAUUCAAUAUUCUGACUCGGAAACACUAUCAUGGGAUGUCCGUACCAAACAUGUCACUUGGGACAGCAUCCCGACCCUUGAGCAUGUCAGAGGCCUGGCCGUAUACGGCCCAGGUGCCAGCCUGUUCACCCUUGGUGCCAACAACACCGUCCAACAGUUUGAUCUCAACACCCCGUCGAUCAUCGUGGCCAACGUCCAGCACCCAGCCAAUCUGUUGCCGCCAUCUCCGCCUGUCUCCAUCGAGGAACAGCAGUCGCAGAAGACAUCCACAACCAUUGCAACUGAUUCAGAUGCCACGUCCGGCACGAUCGAGAUGGGAAUUUCCGAAAGCGAUGAGGACCACAUGUCUCCGUUUGACCGUAUCGUCGGCCGGAAGGAGACAAGCAGCGCUCCGCCGAAGGUGUCGAUGGACCCCUAUGACGCCGACUCAGCCAGCGCGGCGUCGAGCCGCAGCGGACAUUCAAUGGGACUGUCUGCGGUAUCCAAGUCAGAAUCCGGCUCGCGGACACCUGGUGUCUAUCCUUCGUCAGCCGUCUCGCGAGGGACCGAAAACACUUACAUCUCCAUCGGAUCCUCCCUGCCUUCGUCAGCUGCGCCGUAUCAGGAACGCGACAUGUACUCCAUGAGCGGAACCUCCAUGCUGACGGGCACGUCAAUGUCUUCAUACCGAUCACGCCGUUCCAGACCGUCUCGUCUGCGAAAUGAAGUCAUCCCGAGCCCUGUGGACAGCAAGGUUGCCGACCUUUUCAAGUACACCCGCAGCCGACUGAGCGACAUCCCCUACAAGCAUCCCACCGGUGCUGACAACAGCCGGCUCACCAACGAUGACCUUCGCAAGCAGAUGCUGAGCACCAUUUUUGGAUGGCACAAGGAGAUCGAAGACUUGAUCCGUGAGGAGCUCAGCCGGCACCAGGCCGGCGCGCCUGCCCGAAUCCUUCUGCUCCGAUGGCUUGGCGACCUUGACGCCGAUGUUAUGGCCGCCAGCUCUGCAUCAAUGACUUCGUCAGACUGGAUGUUGUUAGCUCUCAGUGGCAUUGGCGGCCACGCAUCACAGCACAAGCUUGGGCGGACAUAUGUUCAAAGACUUCUUGAGCAUGGUGAUCUCAACGCCGCGGUUACAAUUUUGAUCGGCAUGGGAGACUACAACGACGCCAUCGAGAUUUAUGUGUCUCACAAGAAGUACAUGGAAGCUCUCAUCCUGACAUGUCUUUUCUUCCCUGCUGUUUGGGAACGACAGUCUGCCAUCAUCAAGAAGUGGGGAGAGUGGGCUGUCAUGCAUGGACAGCAGCAACUCGCAGUCCGAUGCUUCGCCUGUACCGGUGCCGAGUCCGAUGAGCCUUGGACCUCCCCGUCUGCUGCUCAAGUCACCUUCCAGAGUAUCAACCAGAACGUCAACCAAAACAUUCCAGAAAUACUCUCCCCGCCUCUUUCGCCCCCUGGAGCUCAACGUGGGCCUCAAAGAAGCAUUGCCAAGACUUCAGCGCUGAAGCUCAUCACCUCGUUUGGCGACCAAGGCGGAAAGUCCAAGUUCUUCUCCCAGGUUGAUGGAGGGCAGACUCCAAUUGCUGCUGGUCCUACCCCCAUCGCAGAUUCCGCCGUGUCACCGGGUGGAUUUGAUGUCACCACUGCCUUCAUCCGCCCACCCAACCGCAGCCAGUUCAACACGCCAAACUCUGCACGGUCUGGCACGUCUGCCUUCAGCCGUAAGCGUCUUCCUUCCAUUGGGGAGGUCCCAGGCGACUUGUCGCGCGAGCAACUCCGAGAAGGCGAAGAGUCUCGCCGCGCUGCCCACAUGCGCAUGUCUUCCGCUGAACAAGACAAUCUAGCUGCAGGACUUACUUUGCAGAGGGCGGCCACUGCCAGUCCCAUGAUGAUGCGCGACCAGUAUCAGAUGCUUACCCGAUCGAGAGAGGCGCCACCCCCGUCCCCUGACGCCAGAAUGAUCAUCAAGAUGGAAGGCAGCUUGCACCAGCGCAAUGGCUCCCGAGACCGCAAGCCUGUAGGCCUGCACCUUGAACUGGAGGGUCUCGACAACAUGGGCAACGAGUUGAUCUCUCCUGAGCAGUCCAUCUCCUCCUCGACUCGCUUCCACUGGCCUUCCCGACGACGCGGUCCUGGUUCUGUUACAAGCUCCGUCAACUCCCAAUCCACCACGGGCAGAAGCUAUCGCAGCAACACCACUGGUGGAAGACAGGAUUACAUCCACAGUCUCGACACCGCCCAGCGUCUCCAGCAACGAAAGCAGCGUAGCCGCCACGGCAGCCGAGAGGGUCGAAGAGACGGCUCCAGCGGGCGCGAUGGCGAGAGGAGCCGAAGCCGUAAGGCCGCUUCGCGUGAAGCCUCGGCGGAGCGUGGUCGCGCUGCCAAUCGUACCUGGCCCAAGCCAAAGCGAUCUCCCACCUCGCCUAUUCCAAUGUCGCCCGAAGAUCUCAUCAACUUGGGUACUCCGAAGAUGUUGCCUGACUUUGUGGAACCUGCCACAGUGAGGAAGGCAAGCAGCAGCAGAAAGGUGACUAGCCGUACGUCUAGCCGAGGCAGUCAGGUCCGCCACAAAAGCCCCGAAGGCAGACACCGCCCUCCUGCGCUUGAGCUGCGUGGUCGAAGCCAAGAUCGCAAGGGCUCGCAUAUCAGAUCACCCUCUUCUCCUCUCCCACUCUCGGCAAAUGUGAUUCAUUACCAAGGAUCGGAAGACGAGGAAGACUUCACCAAGGCCGUCAUUGCUCAAGAAAACUUCAGAAACAGGCACAACAGAAGCACCAGCCAGGCCGACUCCCGCAAGGGCCUUUCGCCGGAGCUCGUCAGAGACUUCCCCCAACGCGACCGAUCUGAGAGUCGCCGCCGCAAGGCAAUCGAAGCCACUGAGCAACCUCGCGACGCUAUCAACAUCCAGACGAAGUCGCGUGCUCCGUCUACCGAGCAUGCUGGAGACCUCAAGGCUAUGAAGGACGAGAGACAACGCAAGAAGGAGGAAGCCGCACGCGAGCUCGAGGAACGCCGAAAGUCACUGGCUCAACGCCCCUCGGUGCCCCCUAUCCCUCAUCCCAACCAGAUCCGCGUGGGUAUUGAGUCGUCGCCGAGCAGCAUUGAUCUGCCUCCUCGCAGCCAUACCGCCGACUCUCCUUCAGCUCACAGGAGCAUGUACGCCCGCAGUUCCAACGUCCACAUUGGAUUACCAGCAACCCCAAAAGCAAUGCGGCUCAUCAUUGAGUCUGACAAGGAGAAGGCCAAGAACAUCCCUGUGCCUCCGAUUCCCGCCACCUUCGCGCAACGACAUUCGCCGGUGACUUCACCGGAUCAGCGAUCCCCCGAGAAAGACAACGGAGGCGAGGGGCUGCUUACGCUUCUCCCGCAAACAACUUACCAGCCUCCCGUCCGCGGUAUGAUUCCUCGCAGCAUGUCCGCUCCACCGAUCGACGUACCCUCGCCCAAGAGCGCCGGUCCCAGUGGACCGACACUUUCGCGCGGCCCAUCCAUGAGAAGAGGAAACUCGGGUGAAGUCCGCACCGUUGACCAUUUCUUUCACUCCAGGCGCGCCUCUCAAGAGGACAACGACAACAUGAGCGUCCCACCGCCGCCUCCUCCUCCGCCAAUGUUGAAGGAGUUGCAGCAUUUGGCUAUGCCUCCUCCACCACCCCCGGCGCCUCUGCCCUACGCGGUACACAAUGGCGGCGGGGCUCUCGGCUCUGGCAUGAUUGAGAUUGUCAUGGAUGACGAUGAGCCUGCUCCGGCGGCCGCACCCAUGGACACGACCGUUCCAGUCAUCCCGGCGCCAGCACCUCCGGCCUCCAAGGGCCACAGCCGCGGUCGCAGCUUCACCGAGCGCGAACACAGCCUCGCCGGCCGGAUUUCCAAGGCUACCGACCGCUUCAGGUCGGGCAGCCGUAACCGCAAGGACUCUAUUGCCAUGCGUCCCAGACAAGACGACUACGAGGUCGCGCCUUACGAGAGUGUGCCGAUGCCAACCAACUAUGGACGUGACACUUUGAGGUCUCCCAUCAUGGCACACCGACAACAUGCCCUUCCCACGGGCCUCAACGCCAACGACCUGAUUUAA
Colletotrichum karsti is the source of this 4827-nucleotide messenger RNA. RefSeq lists its product as uncharacterized. The record is from RefSeq and is a predicted model, not a curated record. The transcript is spliced from 6 exons. Gene Ontology annotation, biological process: positive regulation of transcription by RNA polymerase II. NCBI's taxonomy places the organism in Eukaryota, Fungi, Ascomycota, Sordariomycetes, Glomerellales, Glomerellaceae. Gene Ontology annotation, cellular component: nucleus. The coding region runs from base 1 to 4827 and encodes 1608 amino acids. Gene Ontology annotation, molecular function: transcription factor binding.